CCGAAGUGAACAGGAGGCUGAAGGUCGUUGCUGUCUGUUUAUGUGAAGUUUUGUAGCAUUGCAAGUGGGUGGAAGCAUCGCCUUUUCUGCUCAUUAUACUCACCGCAAUUCCUCGCUCACAGUUUUCAGUCAAUUUCUUCAGUUGUUGCGACUUCGGUAAGUGAACUUGCUGUGUGCGAAGUGGCCAAAUUUAGAAGAACGUAGUGGCAUUCGUAAAUAGAAAUAGUAUCGACGGUGGCGGAGCGGCUAGUUGCAAAACAUGACUUCCAACCAGAGCGUUCGCUUUCGUUCGGAGCGAUCCAUGGGCAUCGACGUCGAAGCGACAGCAGCAAUUUUCUGAAACGAAGCGCUCGCUGAAACAUUCGGGCUCACGAACAGUAUGCCAGUGCUAACAACACCGUCAACCGCGAGCUCGUCUUGCGUGAGUCGAGAAUCGCAACACGGUGGCACGAUGAUGUCAACGUCGAUGUCGCGCUACAACACUGCGUCCCCAGGAGCGUCGAGAAAUCUGAUGGACGAUUUCCUAGAUUGCUCGCAGUCGAUGUCUCCUGUGGAGCACGACCACCAGGGCGACCAGUUUUUCAGCUUCGUGUGCAAUGAAGGGCAACCGACCACGAGGGCGUCAUUUUCAAGGUCCUCGCCUUCGGCACCGGCACCUUCGUGUCGCGUCGUGAACCUCGACGCCCUCGCCCAGCACCUGAUUCGGUACGGCAUUCGGCACAUCAAGAAUCCACACGAGAAAUUCAGUAAUCUGUCAAACGAAGAGCUUUCGCAGCUGUUUGAAAAAUUGGAAAAGCGGAAUGCGCUCCUGGACAACAUUCUACAGUGCUCCCUUGGGCCAAACGUGGAGACGUUGUGUCUGCAGAGCUGUUACGCGAUCCGGAAGGCCACACUGUAUUCGAUUGCGCAGAAGUGCCCGAAUCUGCAUUUCAUCGAUCUGUCCGGCUGUGCGCAGGUCGAGAACCGUGUGAUCGAGCAACUCUUGCUGCAUUGUACGAAGCUUCGCACCCUCAUUCUGGACGACGUUCGCCGGGUCACGGACGGCGCGUUUUGUCGAGUUGAGCCACGGAGCCGAAAUGUCGUUGAGCGGGAAAGAAGACGGCGAGAAGUGCUGGAGACCGCGAAUCAAGAACUACGCGGGCGAAGAAGACUUCAAGAAGCGGCUGCUGCUGCUGCUGCAAUCGGACCGUCGACGAGUCUGGGCGCUUCUUCGAGCAAUAGCACUACUGAGCAGCAUCUGGGAGUAGAUGGCAGCAUGGAGAUGGCGAGUCAGCACUCCGACAUUGCAGCACCGCAAUCAACGUUGCAUGGAUCUUCUGAUGGCACAGAGGCUGCUCGAAGCCAUGCUACAUCAGCACGUGGACCGACGGACCAGGAGGCUGAUGCUACCUCAAAGCGUUCCGGUGAAACAAAGCGGCUGCGCGACUUCCUGGUGAGUACGAAGAAUCUGGUUCCGAUCACGAAAGCCAAGGUUCAAAUAGAAUCGAGAAGUCUUGUGAAAAGCAAACCUCGUUGCAAGUCUACGCUGACGUUGAAGAGCAGCAGUGGCAAGCAAGCGGGCGUCGGUGAGGAUAGUGGAAAGCAAAGCAUAUCGAGCAGUUGCGGCAGCUCGAAAGCUGUGCGACAUGGUCAUGUAGUACUCGGCAAUAGUACUAGUUCGUCGUCGCACGGCACAGCCCAUUCGACUGCGUCUGGGCGCACCAGGCACCUGAGUCUCCCGAUCUCGGCGUCGCAUCACCCAAGCUCCUCCAGUUUCUUCUGCGGUGAGCACGAGAAGGCCAACACCAGCACGAACAGAAACGUAAAUGCAGGUGCGGGUGGUGCGCGAACCCACCGACAAGGUUUCUCGACUUGCCGGCAAAAACUUUCGCCCAGUCGGAAGCCACUGAAUAAGACAUCGCCCACUCUUUCGCCCGCUACGGAAACGACUCUGCUUAGUCCCAUCCCCGUCCUUGGGGGGAGUGCAAGUGUGUCAGAAGUAUUAAUUGCAGGUCGGAGUACGCCUUCACCUGUAGUAUUUGGCCCAAGUAGUUCGGAGCGUAACAAGUCCUCUGCCUCGAGCCCAGGAACUUGCAGCACUAUCUCGUGCACGCCGAAUCACCGUCCGUCCUCGCCUCGUGUUCGAGUUUGCGCGCCAUCCUCGAAAAGUACGGUCAGGUUUGUUGAAGAUGGAGAUUCGAACAAAAUGAGUGCGGAACAACUACUGGGACCCAGAUCAUCUUCGGAAGCUGCACCAGCGCCACCAGUAAAAAAACUAUCGUCUCACUUCAAAUCCUCGUCUUCCUCGAGCACGACGGGAUUGGCCAACCUGCGGGAACUUUCCCUUUGCCGCAACAGUCAGAUCAGUGCGCAGGGCGUGCAGCACAUCCUGCGACGCGCAAAGCAAUUGCGGUCGAUCAAGCUGUCAGGUUGCAAUCUGCAGCUGACGGAGAACAUUCUUUGCCUCAUAUUCGGGAAAAAGAAAAAGGAUUUCCUGCAGAUUGUGGAUUUGUCCUUCUUGACCGGCCCGGUGGAGUCACUCGAGUACCUGUUGCCCGAAAACACGCUGCGCGAGCUGAACCUCGGACACACCAACCUCACCGACAGCGGCGUCCAACGGAUCCGGAAAUUCUGUAAGGGGAGUCUCGAGAAACUGCUCUUACCGUGGUGCGGCCAGAUUACCGACCAGGCAUUUGUACACGAGUUGGAAGACGGCGAGAACUACGACAUGGACAGCCUGCGGGUGCUGGACGUGUGUGGCACCGCCAUAUCGGACGAGACGCUGCGCAGAUUUGUCUUGCCGCACCUGCCGAAGCUCGAGGAGCUCGACAUCUCUUGGUGCCAGAGCGUGCGGCUGCAGAAGGUCAAUUUCGCCGAAGCGCGGUUCAGCCAAGAAACGGAGGAGCGUGGUAGCGAAACUUUGCAGUUGAAGAAAUCGCCCUCCCUUUGUCAACUUUCAAGAGCACCAGCAUCACUGACCGGCGAAGCUGCGACCAGUAGCGCUGGUUGCGUGGGUCUACUUCCCGACAACACCAAUCAAAACGUGCUGACGGCAGAUAAUAGGCGCGGCAGCAUUGAUCUAGUGCCGGCAGAAUUUGAUUUUCCGCGAACGCAAUCACUGAGGAACGGUACCUCAACAUCGGGUGUAGCGAGCGGUUCUCGCGGGGGGCCAUCUUCAACUGCAACAACUACAAGCAGGUCCUCUUCAGCGGAACGGCGACUCAACGGAAGUUUCUUGCACAUCGCGAGCGCCGCGUCGCGAAACUCGACUCCGAGCUGCUCCGGGGCUGCUUCACGUUCACCGGCGCGAUCGCACGGUCUAUCAGGGAGCACGCGGCACCGAGAGCAUCCAGAAAACGUUUCUCCUACGGGGCCGACAACUUGCGGUGACAGAGAACAGCAGCUCGACAAAGCGCAUGGUCCCGCAACCGAAAUUAAAAGCAAGAAAAGUCUCCGACCGGGUGGCUUGACAGCGCUUACGUUCACUGGACUUUGGAACUUGGACGAGCGGGCAAUUAUCCAAGCCCCGCAACGCGUCCUCGGUCUUUCAGCCUCCUUGCAAACUCUGCGCCUCGACAGUAUCGAAUUACUGGGCACCGACUCGGUCUUGCGAAGCAUCGCCGCACACUGUCCGAAUCUGCAGUCGUUAGGAUUGCAAAUCAAGUCCUCGCUCGCCGUUGCGACAACGAUCCCGGAAGGUAGAAAAAUCGAAGACACAACAAGCGACUGCAGCUUGGCCAACCGAAACAACCCCUUCGUCGUGAUCUCGAACCACUGCCCGCACAUCCAUUCCCUUUCUAUCGACUGCGCGCAGCCCAGUCUGCUCGUGCCCGCGCUGGCGGCCCGCGAAACGUUUCCACAGCUGAAAAUCUUGCGCACGCGCUGUCCGUUCUUUGACAACGACUUGGAGGAUAUUUUGCGAACUAAGACGAACUUGGAGCAGCUCACGCUCGAUGAUGUGAAUCUCGCGGACGAAACGCUGGCGCGCUGGUACAACGACGAGUCCAGAACGGGGGCUUCCUUGCAACUGGAGUCCCUUCUCACGUUUCACAUUCGCGCGCACCAACUGACCGACUUGGGAGCAAGCUACCUGGCGAAACUGCUACCCUCUGUGCUUGCGGUGGAAUUAGACUCGCCGUUUUUGACCAAGGACGCCCUGCAAUUUUUUCUGGCCGCGGACGCGAGCCAAUACCUCCGGCAAGUGCAGAUCACGUCCGGCAGGGACGGUCGUAAAUACAACUGGUCGGGUGACAAAAAGCGCGACACAGAGUGGAAAAUGCAACAAAGCAUGCGCCUCGCCGCCCUCAAGGAAGCGAGCGCCUCCGAGCGCGAACAGAGCGACUGAAUUGAAAAAAGUAAAGUUGUCAUCUGUGUCAACAAGAGUAGUUUUUAUGCUCAGCGACAUUGUUGGACAUGGGCUAAAAAACUUUUGCCCAUCAUCAAAAACAGUACAGUAUACAGUAGUAGAGCGACUUUCAUGAUUAACAUGACAUCCUCACGCGCCGGCCAUCUCUGCAGCCGGCUGCAGGGCC
Molecule: messenger RNA, 4511 nt
Organism: Amoebophrya sp. A120
Lineage: Eukaryota; Dinophyceae; Syndiniales; Amoebophryaceae
Source: the annotation of a GenBank genome assembly